AUGAAAUUCUUCGAGAACAAAUCUACCUACGACUAUUCUUUCCCUGCUGUCUCUCUCGCCUACUUCCUCCGCUAUCCCAACCCCUACUCCCGCCAUGUCCUCACCACCGACGUGAUCGAUCGCUAUGUCGAUCCCAGCACCCAACGCCUUCAUACCACUCGACUCCAUCUGAAAAAGUCCAAAAUUCCGGCCGGAAUCCUGAAAUUAUUGCCCAAGGGAAUGGGUGGCUCGGACAAUUCCGGCCAGAGCUACAUCCUCGAGACCACUAUCGUGGAUCCGCGGGAAGGCUGGAUGGAGACCGAAUCACGCAACAUGGAAUGGACCGGCAUCCUCAGCGUCGUGGAAAAACAGCGAUACCAGCGCCUCCACGCUGAUAAUGAUGUUCGCGCCCUUGAUGGUCUCUCCAUCGAUCAGCGAGCCGAACAGACCACCGUGCGCACCACUGUGACAUUCAAGUCUCGACUCGGACAGGGCAAAUUGCUUGGCAGGAAGAAAGCGGAUCACACCGAGGGGGAGGAUGAAGCACCUAAGAAGGGAUUUUUCUCCUCUCUGUCCACUGCUGGUAUCCAGCGGACCAUCGAGUUGAUCGGCGUGAGUCGUACUCGAGAUGCCGUGCUGAAAAGCAAGGAGGGAAUGAAUGUCGUCCUGGAACGCCUGCGCAGUGGUGGUAUUGUCGGUGUUCUGGAAGGUAUGCGACGAGACCGCGAGGCAUUGGGACUCGAUAAGGCCUUGGCGCGUGUGUAG
This is a messenger RNA of Penicillium pulvis, 744 nucleotides long. RefSeq names its product MSF1 domain protein. Gene Ontology annotation, molecular function: phosphatidic acid transfer activity. Gene Ontology annotation, biological process: phospholipid transport. The transcript has a single exon. The record is from RefSeq and is a predicted model, not a curated record. NCBI's taxonomy places the organism in Eukaryota, Fungi, Ascomycota, Eurotiomycetes, Eurotiales, Aspergillaceae. The coding region runs from base 1 to 744 and encodes 247 amino acids. Gene Ontology annotation, cellular component: mitochondrial intermembrane space.